AUGAAGAAUAGGAGCCGACGAAAAGUAAAGAGAGAUCAUCUCGAGCCAUUGUUCAAAACUAUCAAAAAAUUUUCCCAAGAUGACCGCCCGCAAAUAUUUGUUUAA
Messenger RNA from Caenorhabditis briggsae, 105 nucleotides. Bases 1 to 105 code for a protein of 34 amino acids. The record is from RefSeq and is a predicted model, not a curated record. The transcript has a single exon. NCBI's taxonomy places the organism in Eukaryota, Metazoa, Nematoda, Chromadorea, Rhabditida, Rhabditidae.